This is a messenger RNA of Pochonia chlamydosporia 170, 243 nucleotides long. RefSeq lists its product as hypothetical. The transcript has a single exon. The coding region runs from base 1 to 243 and encodes 80 amino acids. The record is from RefSeq and is a predicted model, not a curated record. Lineage: Eukaryota; Fungi; Ascomycota; Sordariomycetes; Hypocreales; Clavicipitaceae.
AUGCACUUUCCCGUUCUAGCCACCUCGACCUGUGUCUUGCACGAGGGAGAAUGCAUGCCGUCGGUCUGUCGUGCAUGCCACAUAUCACGCGCCUGGCACAAUUGGAUUGACGUCUACUUCUCCGCCUUUGAGCCUCUUUGCGACAUCAGAGGUGCGAUGGCCACGACAGCAAGUGCCAUUCCAAACGUGCCAAUUGACAAGUGGCAUCCCUGUCAAGCAUCGCCCGACUGUCGUGCGCGGUGA